Physella acuta is the source of this 2362-nucleotide messenger RNA. RefSeq lists its product as uncharacterized. The record is from RefSeq and is a predicted model, not a curated record. Lineage: Eukaryota; Metazoa; Mollusca; Gastropoda; Physidae. Gene Ontology annotation, molecular function: acyltransferase activity, transferring groups other than amino-acyl groups.
AAUGUUUAUAAAAUGGCGGACGGUGACGGCUUUAACAUUCCGAGCACACUAAACAGCAAUGAAAUUGAAAAAGACAAAGAUAAAGAAGACUGCUGGAAACAGCUAUAUCAAGAGCUGUUGCAGAAAGAUACAACGUCAUCCUCCGAAGACAAGAUAGGCUGUUUUGGAAGACCAGGUUCUGAAAUAGACAAGAAAGUUGAAUUCAAAAAUAAGUUCGGUGAAAAAAUUUCAGCAGUACCCGUUGUGAUCGAUUUUAAUCGCGUGUUUAAACUUAAGCAAACAAAAGAUGGUAGCAGUGUUGUAUCAGGGGUUUCUAAUAGAGAUCUCCUACACGCUGUGUGUGGACUAUAUGACAUCUCCCUCCCUGACAUGGAGUCUGAAACCAUUUACAAUACAGUUUGUGCCAAGUGGGCAAGGACAAUUGUUUUAGUACAAGAUGUCAAAGAUGCUUUAAAUGAAAUGAUGGAAAGAAGUAUUAAAAAGAAGUCCAAAGUCCUAACAGAGGAAGAAAAGAAAAAAGCUGAAGAAAUUAAAUCCCGUGAAAAUGCAUGGAAAAGUAAAGUUGAUGAGAAAGAAGAUAUUUUUAAAGAGGAAGAAGAGGUGAACCUCAGUGCUUUCAUUGAUGUAUUUAGUGACACUGAUGAGGAUGAUGAUGAGGAAGAAAGUGAUGAUGAUGAGGAAGAUGAAGAUGGAUCUGAUGAGGACUAUACUAAAGGAAUUCACACAUUUAUAAGUGGAUCAUUUGAAAGACGGAAACUGCGUGAGAACUGUGACUGUUUGAUUCCAGAUGCAGCUGUUGGUAUUGAGAACAGGAUUCUAGGAUGUGUCACUUUUGAGAAGAAAUUCAUCCAACAGAAAGAACGCAUCAUCCACUUAACAUUGAUCAGUGUUAGACCCAGGUAUCGAAAUUAUAAAAUAGGUCGCUAUUUAUUAUCAAAGUGUAUCUCCCCUGCAGUGACAGGCCAGUACGAGGCAGUUGUGGUUCAUGCUGACAACUCGGCAGUAGAUUUCUUCAAGAAAUAUGGGUUUUCUUCUGAUGUCAUUUUAAACACAAAGUGGGAUGAUAUAGCAGAUGCUUUCACUAACUGUACACUGAUGAGUUAUUUCCCUGCAUUUUCUGGUCAUAAAUUGUUGUACACAGAUGUCAGUGCAGAAAUAGAUGCAGAAAUGUAUGACAUUGACCAGGAACUAGAGAUGUGGCAGAAAAAGAGCAAACAAGCAUACCAGGGACAGCUGAGCUGUGCGAUGAAGUUCAGAAACGAGAUCUUACAGUUAAAACAUAUUAUCAAGUCACAAAAUGAAUUAUUAAAAAAUUAUUUAGCUGAACACAAUGGAAACAAAGAGUUGAUGCCUUUAGAGAACGGAAUUUUAAAUCUACAACUAGACAAGCUACAAAAGUCAUUCAAAGAAUCCGUGAAACCUUUACCAGAUGAUGACAUGACACUGACGCCACCAUCAGAACCUGUGACACAGGAGUCAUCUAACAGCAGCAACGUUGACAUCAUUUCAAGGUUUGUUCAAGCCAUGGAGAUGGAUAGCAGUAUAAAAGUGUUUUAUACUGUCACUUCACUAUUGAAGGCCAAAGUCAGCUCAAAAGUGCAGGCCAAGUUUGACGCUACUGUGGCAGGUCUGGGUGACCCUAACAUGGUGACACACAUGUACUACUGUGGUUCCCUGGACAAGUCAAGCAGACUGCCCCAUAUACUGGACCAUGGGUUUACUGAAGAUGAUUUUUCACCCGGGGAAUUUGGACUUGGGCUUUAUUUUUCACGUUAUCCAUCAAAAGCAGCUCAGUUCUCAGUGCUGGGUAAAAUUCUAGAGGUGCGUGUGGCUCUGGGUAAAGUGGAGACGGUGAUGAAACAGGACAGGACAAGGAGGGCUCCAUCUCAAGGAUAUGAUGCUAUUUUUACGCCUGGCAGACUGUACAGACAAGGGGAGGAUGGGAACGGCGCCAUGUUGUGCCAGGAAUAUGUCGUGUUUAAUGCCAGCCAAGUGUUGCCACUUUGGCUGAUCUCAUACAGUGUUUACCCCAACUCAUAGACUCAAGCUACUGCUGACAGUCUACACACAGACUGAACAAAGUCAUCAUUGAUAGGAUUCUUCAGCCACAUAGACUCAACCGUUUCAUCAGUGAUAACAUUUUUCAUCAACUGCUUAUUUAUUUCUCGGAGAAAAUAUUUUAUCAUGCUCAAUUACUUGCAAAAUAAAUAAUGUUAGUAUACGUAUAUGAAUGUUUCAUAUUUUUAUAUGGGAUCUAUGUGCCAUAUAUUUAUAUAAUGUACACAUACAAGUGGAUUAAAUAUGUACAAGCAAUUAUUUGUAUUCUUCGACACAUAAGCGUGUGGCUGAAUUAAAAUCAGUG